CCAACUCCAACACCAAUUCCAACUCUCACGCACUCACUCACUCGCACAUCCAUAUCCACAAUCUAGUACUACCCUGGUCCGGAGCCCGCCACUGCCACUGCCACUGUCACCGUCACCGUCACCGUCACCAGAAUCGUCAUAUAGGGGCCCCCGUCCGUCGCCUCCGAAUCCGCGCUGGAGAAUCUGUUCGACCAUCGACAGACAUCAAUCCCGCCACAGACGACAAGCACUGCUCUCUGCCCGCAGCUCACCCGUGUCCUUGUUCUUCGUUUUUGCUUUUCCCCAGUUCAGCCCAUCCACAUUAUCACAACGUUGGGCACAUUUCCAUUACCACCUCCAUUUCCACCUCCAUCCCCAUCCCCAUCCCCACCCGUCAGCAGCAUGAUCUCCCUCACAAAACAGGGCGGCAACACCCACCAGCAGGCCGUCCCCCGGCCCCGCACCGACCGCGUGGUCCCCAAGCCCGUCCCGGAGGCCCAGUCCAAGGAUCCCCGCGGCUACCAGCUCGGUCAGCUGCGCAAGCGGUACUCGCCCCGUGAGUCCACCGCCGCCGACGGCACCACCACCACCCUGGUCUUCCGCAUCAAACCCUCGGACCCAGAUUUCCCCUUUGAGCUGGAGCACCUCGAGUGCGAACUCGCCGUGCCCGAGGACUAUCCCGAGGCCGUCCCCGUGCUGCGCGUGCGCAACAGCGAUAUCCCCCGCGGCUUCGGCAUCAACAUCGAGCGCGGGUGGGACAGGCUUGUCCGCGAACGCCAGGGCGCCACCUUGCUCUCCCUCACCUACGCCCUCGACAAGAACCUCGAGAGCUUUCUGUCCGAGCAGGAGGUGGCCACCGUCAAGCUUGUGAAUUUCAACAAGGACGCCAAGGACACCCGCCAUCUCGAACCCUCAACCUCGUCCGCAGCCAUAGCCGUAGCCGCCGGUGCGUCGUCUUCCGCUCCGUCGCCGGCUGCCCAGACCACCAGAGCACCGUCCCCGGCCCCGGCCGUCAGGCAUUAUACGCCCGAGGAGUACUUCACCAAGGAGGAGAUGGCGGCCGCCAAAGCCCGGCGCGCGCAGGAGACGCGCCAGCUCGAGACCCGCAUGGGACGCCUGUCCCUGUACCGCCGCUCGCCGGACGGCAUCGUCUACACCCUCCCCCUCGAGCCUCGCCGCCGCGCCGAGCUGCCAUCGGGUCUCCAGGGCGUCAAGACGGUGCAUCUCAUCGUGCCGCUGCUCUACCCGCUGCAGCCGCUGCGCAUCCAGCUCAACGAGUGCGAUUCGCAAGCCGCCGAGCCGCUCGAGGAGUUCUACGUGCAGAAGGCGGCCGAGCAGAAGCAGAUGACUCUCACAAGCCAUCUGAAUUAUCUGGCGCAGAACAUGCACGUCCUUGCAAAGCAGGCUCUAGCGCCGCCCAAACGCGACGUCCAGCCAGCAGACCCGGCGCCGGUUCCCGAAACGGAUGCAAAGGAAAAGGCAAAGGCCGCGGCUACGGCAGAUGACGGCCGGAGCCACAUCAAAUUCAUCCCGAGGCCCCCUGAAUGGGGCCGUGCUCGCGGCGCCGAAGGCGGCGAUACGUCGGACGACGACGACGACGACGACAGCAGCAGCAGCGGCCAGAACACGGAAGACGACUCGGACGAAGGCGGCGGCGCCGGCCUCGACGUUGAACCGCCCGGUCUCGCUUCGGGCCUCACCCCCGAAAGGGGCACGGCCAUCUCGUUCCCGACCAUCGAGCUCCACAGCAUCGAGCUCUUCCAGGUGUCCAUCCUCAACCUCAGCGUCAAGUGCUCGCGCUGCAAGACCAUCAAUGAGAUCACGGGGCUGCGGCACGAGGUGCCGCAGACGGCGAGCUGCCGCAAGUGCGCGGCCGGGUUUGCGGCGCAGUUCCGGCAGCAGCUCGUGCACGCCAACUCGACGCGCGCGGGCUUCGUGGACCUCACGGGCUGCACCGUCGCCGACAUGCUGCCCAGCACCUUCAUCCCCGUGUGCGCCAAGUGCUCGACGCCCAGCCAGGGCCUCGUCUCGGUUCGCGGCGACGCCACCACCAACGUCUGCCGCACCUGCCACGGCAGGUUCACCUUCAAGAUCCCCGCCGUCAAGUUCCUCGCCAUCUCGGCCGGCGGCCUCGCGGCGCCGACGACGGGCCCCGUCAAGAAGGCCGAGAAGCUGGGCCUGCACGCCGGCACCCCGCUGCCGGACCGCGGCGCCUGCGGCCACUACAAGAAGAGCUACCGCUGGUUCCGCUUCUCGUGCUGCGCGAGGGUGCACCCGUGCGACCGGUGCCACGACGAGGCCGAGAACCACGUCAACGAGUGGGCGAACCGCAUGGUGUGCGGCUGGUGCAGCCGCGAGCAGCGGUACUCGCCCGAGGCGUGCGGCUUCUGCGGCCGGAGCGUCAUCGGGCGCAAGGGCAAGGGCUUCUGGGAGGGCGGCAAGGGCACGCGGGACCGCAAGCUCAUGAGCCGCAAGGACCCGAGGAAGUUCAAGAGGGUGGGCGGCGGCGAGGCCUCGAAGAAGAAGGACUAGGAGACGGCAAUUGGAUGGAUGGAUGGAUGUAUGUAUGUAUUGAUGGUGGUUGUCGGGGUUCAGAUCAGAUAAGAGGUGUAACUCUAGAUGUUGCCAGGUUCCGCAUCACGAUGUCGGCCUUGUUUGAAAGACAUCACACCUGAGCCACACAUACAACACACACGCACACACACACGUCGUCCCCUGAGCGCCGUCGUGCCACCACAGUGCCACCACAAGGAACGAUACGCUAUCGAGGCGACUAUCUUGACUUACACCCUCAGUGUUGAGGAGGACUGUCCAACUACAUACACCCUCAGCAUAUCAUAGACGUGACAGUCAUCCUGCCAAGCGCUCGCCUCUCGGGCGGCAGACGGCCGGGCGGGAUUCGUUGUGCACCAUCGAAUUAUGCAGCGCCGGCUGAGGAUAAACCGUGAUAUGCCCUCCUAUUAUCUCCAAGUCCAUUGGGCGAUAAAUCCGUCCAUCCGUCACAUGAGGACUCCUGUAC
Molecule: messenger RNA, 2998 nt
Organism: Colletotrichum destructivum
Lineage: Eukaryota; Fungi; Ascomycota; Sordariomycetes; Glomerellales; Glomerellaceae
Product: Putative Zinc finger, CHY-type
Exons: 1
Coding region: 382-2511 (709 amino acids)
Molecular function (GO): zinc ion binding
Source: RefSeq, a predicted model, not a curated record